Messenger RNA from Drosophila bipectinata, 2442 nucleotides. Its product is annotated as protein TAPT1 homolog. Gene Ontology annotation, cellular component: endoplasmic reticulum membrane; ciliary basal body. Gene Ontology annotation, biological process: positive regulation of cilium assembly. The record is from RefSeq and is a predicted model, not a curated record. Lineage: Eukaryota; Metazoa; Arthropoda; Insecta; Diptera; Drosophilidae.
UUGUCUCGCGUUAGAGAUUUGUCAUACAGUUUCCCCUGACACUUGGCUCAUUGUUAUUAUUAAUUUUUCAUGGGGAUAAUUUGUACUAAAUGACUACUUCAAUAAAUAACGCCGGCAGCAAGCGGCAGUUGCGCUUUCGCGGCGAUUUGAGCACUCACAACCGUGUGGACGAACUGCAUCCGUUCCACCAGAGCCAACAGGAGGAGACCAAGCCGAAGCACCAGCUACCACCAAAGCCGCUUGGCCAGGAUGACGUUGCAGCGAUGCCCACGGCAGCAACGGCGGGAGCAAUGCAUCAGCGGAAUCAGACCGACAACUACGAAACCUGCGCGAAUACGUUUUUCGAUUUCUUUAAAAUCGAAUUGACCCGGGGAUAUAUGCUGGAGCACGAUGAAGAACGUUACUCGGCGCGACGACAGAAGAUAUACAGCUUCAUGCGUAUACCUCGGGACCUGGAGCGAUUUAUGGUCUAUGGGAUUAUGCAGUGUGCAGAUUCUUUUCUAUACAUUCACACCUUUCUACCGAUUCGAUUCCUAAUGGCUGUUUGGGCAUUGGUCUAUAGAACGGUGGCACGCAUCUUUCGGUUCCGUAGUGGCGGCCAGAGAUUGCUGUCCCCGGCAGAAAUAUGCGAUUUGCUCAAGGGAGUCAUUUGGAUAAUCGUAACGCUCAUAAUGCUCUUGGUGGACACCAACCGAGUGUACCACAUCAUUAAGUCACAGUCUAUUAUUAAAUUGUACAUAUUUUAUAAUAUGCUGGAGGUGGGCGACCGGUUGCUCUCUGCCUUCGGCCAGGAUACCAUAGAUGCUCUCUUCUGGACAGCCACCGAACCGAAGAAUUCAAAGCGGGAGCACUUUGGCACAAUCACACACACUCUACUAACUCUGAUCUAUGUGAUUCUGCACAGUGGCCUGAUUAUGUUUCAGGCCACCUGCUUAAACGUAGCCGUUAACUCAAACAACAAAGGAUUGCUCACUAUUAUGAUAUCGAACAACUUUGUUGAGCUCAAAGGAUCCGUGUUCAAAAAGUUUGACAAAAACAACCUGUUCCAGCUCACGUGCAGCGAUGUGCGCGAGCGUUUCCACUUGUCUGUGUUGCUCUUCAUCGUGGUGAUCCAAACAAUGAAGGAGUUUGAUUGGUGCAUCACCCAGUUUUGUGUAAUGCUUCCCGACUGCGUUGCUGUUCUUUUCACCGAAAUUCUGAUCGAUUGGGUGAAACAUGCGUUUAUAACGCGAUUCAAUGAGCUGCCGGAGAGCAUUUAUCGAGAGUAUACGACCAGUCUGGCCUACGACAUGACCCAGACACGACAGAAGCACGCUUUUUCGGAUCAUUCGGACUUGGUUGCCCGGCGAAUGGGUUUCAUCCCAUUUCCACUGGCUGUGGUGUUGAUCAAAGCCAUUUACACAGCUGUUUCGUUCAAAAGCCUGGCCGCCUGGCUGCUUUUCCUGUUAGCCUACUUAUUUGCAAUGGGACUUAGAGUGUGUUUAACUAUAUGUGCCCUUGGCAAGGCCUGUAAGCUAAUGAAAGAGCACCAGACUGAGAGAAAUAGCUCCACUCCAAGCAGCAUGACUAAUGUGCCGGUUAUUGGGGCACCCACUUCCAACUCUUCGUUGAUUGGAGGUCAAAAUAACAACAACAAUAUCAAUAUUGGCACGAAGCCAGCUCAGGCUGUCCCCACGCUUCUGACCACACCAAGUGCCGGAAAUUUGGAUGUAAGUCAUAACUUCUCGCGUGCCUCGCUCACCUCUACAUCGACGCCGAAAAAGGCGGUCAGCGAACAAGAAUUGGAUGUCACCAAUUCCCUGGAACUGGGCGCCACGGCUCUCUUCUCCAAUAGCGAUGUCGACUUGGAUGAUGUGUGCCUCAACGAGCAGGUGACCAACACCAACGCAAACUCUGCCGUCCAGGAGAUCUAUCAAGAGCAGGAUCUGGUUCGCAGCCAGCCGGAUCUGAUGCUUCUCAACAAUUCCGCUGGCGGAGAAGGAAGUCCUAACAAAUCCAAGCAAGCGAUCCAUCGGCUGCCCAAGCGAACGCACAAGCGCUCGGAGUCAGAGCCGGGCAUUCCCAGUUUGUCGGAGAAAGGAGCAGCGCUUCCGUCCGGCAAUCAAACGACUCAACUGUAGCCAUAAAUCGAUGCUAAUUUAUUAUAUAUUUGAUGUUACUUUAUAUCUAGUUGCGUUUUUUACAUUCUGUUUAUUGGUAAUUUGAAUAGAAUACGUAAGUAUAUGUAAGAAUGGAUAACGCGAUGGUAUUCUAGUUGAUAGCUCAGAAAUAUUGUUUCAAUGUUCUCUCUAGAAAAUCGAAGAGUGCCUGAAAAUCCCUUGUAUGGUUUGCUAUAAGGUGGUUCUGUAUAUUUGUAAAUCAGUUUUGGCAAAAUCUAUACUUAAAUCAACCAUAUGGACUGUUAUUGAGCUCUUUAAUAAAUAAAAUUAAAUAUAAACUCUA